Neltuma alba is the source of this 2341-nucleotide messenger RNA. Its product is annotated as proline-rich receptor-like protein kinase PERK1. Gene Ontology annotation, molecular function: protein kinase activity; ATP binding. Gene Ontology annotation, biological process: protein phosphorylation. NCBI's taxonomy places the organism in Eukaryota, Viridiplantae, Streptophyta, Magnoliopsida, Fabales, Fabaceae. The transcript has 8 exons. The record is from RefSeq and is a predicted model, not a curated record. The coding region runs from base 162 to 2075 and encodes 637 amino acids.
UUCCCCAUUAGACCACUCCCUCACCAUUGCGUCUCUCUGCAUCUUACACUUCUCUCGCAUCAUCACAGGGAGUCUCUACCACCAUAGCCACUGCGAUUGCCUUUCUGUUCUGCGUUUUCUAGACGCCUUCUUUUCAUUACCUGACAUAUUCUUUCGGUACAAUGUCAACUUCGCCGUCUCCCGGAGCUUCUCCGGCCCCCACCUCGCCGCCGUCCACUAACACAACUUCUCCUCCUCCGCCUACUACUAACACAACAUCUCCUCCUCCGCCUACUACUAACACAACAUCUCCUCCUCCGCCCUCGGCCACCCCUCCUGCAACACCUCCUGCUACUCCCUCCACUCCACCACAGGUUACUCCUUCGCCCCCGCCGCCAGCCACACCCACUCCCAGCCCUCCCUUUCCCUCCCCACCUGCAACCUCGCCACCGCCGCCUACGUCUGGUACCAAUUCUCCACCACCUCCGGUGACUCGCAGCUCGCCUCCUCCUCCUCCUCCUCCGUCCAGUUCAACCACGCCUUCGUCCCCUUCUUCAUCGCCGGAUAUAUCAACUGGUGUUAUUGUUGGCAUCGCCGUUGGUGCUGUGGGGAUUCUUGUAAUUUUAAGCCUUGUUUGCGUAUGUUGUCGGAGGAAGAAGAGGAGAACAAGUAAUGUAGGAUCCUAUGUGCCGCCACAGGGACCUAAAGGUGACCAAUAUGGUGGCCUACCACGUCAGUGGCAGCAUAAUGCUCCGUCUCCUUCAGAUAAUAUUGUCUCCGUGAUGCAAAAGCCCCCGCCCCCGGCUUAUGCCCCUAAACCUCCUCCGCCGCCGCCAUUUCUCGGCAGCAGUGGUGGGUCAGGUUCCAACUAUACAGGUGGCGAAAAUUCACACCCACCUCCUUCUCCUGGAAUGUCAUUGGGUUUCUCAAAGAGCGCAUUUUCAUAUGAAGAGUUGGUACGGGCAACAGAUGGGUUCUCCGAUGCCAACCUCCUUGGACAAGGUGGAUUUGGAUAUGUGCACAAGGGAAUCCUGCCGAAUGGGAAGGAGGUGGCAAUCAAGCAGCUAAAGGCAGGAAGUGGGCAGGGUGAACGAGAAUUUCAAGCAGAAGUUGAGAUCAUUAGCCGAGUUCAUCACAGACAUCUUGUUUCUCUCGUUGGGUACUGCAUUACUGGACACCAGAGAUUGCUUGUUUAUGAAUUUGUUCCAAACAAUACGUUGGAGCUUCACUUACAUGGAAAAGGGCGACCUACUAUGGAUUGGCCCACAAGACUGAAAAUUGCAUUAGGAUCAGCAAAAGGACUGGCGUAUCUCCAUGAGGAUUGUCAUCCCAAGAUCAUCCAUCGUGAUAUCAAAAGUGCUAACAUACUUCUGGAUUUCAAGUUUGAAGCGAAGGUUGCUGAUUUUGGACUAGCAAAGUUUUCUUCUGAUCUCAAUACUCAUGUUUCCACUCGAGUGAUGGGAACUUUUGGUUAUCUGGCUCCAGAAUAUGCUUCCAGUGGGAAACUCACAGACAAAUCAGAUGUUUUCUCCUUUGGGGUGAUGCUCCUGGAGCUAAUUACUGGACGUCGACCGGUUGACACAACUCAUACUUUCAUGGAGGAUAGUCUGGUAGAGUGGGCAAGGCCUUUGCUUAUCCGUGCUUUGGAAGAGCAUGAUUUUGAUUCUCUGGUUGAUCCAAGGCUGAAAGAUGAAUAUGACCUCAAUGAAAUGACUCGCAUGGUCGCAUGUGCUGCAGCCUGCACCCGUCAUUCAGCACGUCAUAGGCCAAAAGUGAGCCAGGUUGCUCGUGCUCUGGAAGGAGACAUGUCUCUAUCAGAUCUGAACGAAGGAAUUAAACCCGGACACAGCUCUGCCUACAGUUUCCGAGGAAGCUCUGAUUAUGAUACUGCACAAUACAAGGAAGACAUGAAAAAAUUCAGGAAAAUGGCUUUGGGAACCCAGGAGCUUGGCGUCAGCAGUGAAUACAGUGCACCUACGAGUGACAACAGCUUAUACCCAUCUGGCUCAAGCAGCGAAGGCCAGAGCCGCGGGACCACCCGGGAAAUGGAAAUGAGAAAGAUGAAUAACCACCAAGGUUACAGUGGAAGCUCUUGACAACUCUUUGCUUUUACCAUGUAUAAAUCUAUAUCCUUUGAUUUUACUUCUGUGUUUUGACUGACCUAUUCUGAGCGAAUUACCUAAAUAUUUUUCACAGAUUGUCAGCUUUAAAAUUCUAUUGAUAAGGGCAUAUAUACAACAAAGUAGCAUUAGGUAGAUUCUUUCAUUUGUUGAUUACUGGGAUUGAAAUGCAUCAACUUUGUUUUUCGUGUUCAUUUGUCAAUUAGCUUGUGAUUGAAAUCGUAAGAUGGUUGAUGAGCUAA